UUUCAAAAAUGGCGGCGCCCUGUUGGAGGUAUGUUUGUCGACCGCUAUGGCAGAUUACCUCAGGACCAGGGGGGUUGAAAGCUGCAGUGCGGUAUGUUUCUUCCAGCGUUCAGAUAGGCAAACCUGCAAGCUCAUCUUCGCCCUGGGUUCUACACGGCGCCUUGUGCUUACAGAGACUUCCGGUCACCUCUCGGGACCUGAACCCGGUUGAGGAGAAGUUCAUGGAGCUCAUGCGCCAGAUGGAGCUGGAGAGAAGCCUACUCUCAGACCAUGAGCUACGGUUGUUGGAGGACGCCGAACGGAUGAGCCGUAAACAGGAUGCCGAUUAUGACUCGGAUGAGGAAGAGGGCUACGGAGGUCAAGAGAUUGUGACGGCACAGGACUUAGAGGACACGUGGGAACAGAAACUCAAACUGUUCAAACCUGCUCAGAGAAUGAAAGAUUCUGACACCACAGAUGUGAGCUCGGCUGAGCGCUGCCUGGGAGACAGCCUGGUGCUGCUGGUGAAGCAGGAUGUUGGCUCUCAGAAGGUUUGGCUUCUGCCUCAGCUGCCGUGGGAGGCGGGAGAGACGCUGAGGCAGACCGCGGAGCGUGCCCUCACCAGUCUGCCAGGUGCAAAAUUGAACGCAACCUUCCUUGGGAAUGCCCCUUGUGGAUUUUACAAGUACAAAUUCCCGAAAAACAUCCGGACCGAUGAGAGGAUAGGAGCCAAAGUGUUUUUCUUUAAAGCCUUGCUGUCUGGGAGCGGCAAUCUGCCACCGGAGAAAGACUCCUUCGUGUGGGUGAGAAGGGAUGAGCUCCAGGAUUAUCUCAAGCCCGAAUACCUGAAACAGGUCAAGCGAUUUAUUUUGAAUCUGUGACACGCCAAAAAACUGGACCCCAUGUAUAAAUGUCAUACACACCUAUGUAAGACACUUGCUCAGACUCACAAAUCAGGUGUCUCUUCUCUACUGAACAGAAAUAAAAUGUUAAAUUUUUUGGAGCUCCAUUUCCACGCCAUAAUCAUUUAUGGCUCUGUGACCAAGCAUGACAUGGCUGACUAAAUAAAUCCAGAUUUCCAGAUGAGUUGAUUAAAUGAAUCAGGUAUGAUAGGCAGAGGGUGUUGGAGUGUGACCGAGUGGGGGGGUGGCCUGAUUGAAUUCUGUUCUAGUUCCACAACCAGAGAUGACACAGAAGUCUAACCUUUUUAUAUUACACAUGUUCAUUAAAGAUGAUAAUCCAGUGUUUUCCAAUGUGUGAAAUUUGUCAUGUCUUAAAAAAAAUUGACUUUCAAUUAAUUUUUCAGUAGCCCACCUGACAUGAAGUUGGCCUUAAACCUUCAGUUGUCCUGUCCCACUAACUCUGGUAAUUUCUCUUUAUAUUGUAUAAUAUGUUUUAUGUCAUUUUUGUGUCACUGAUCAUUAAUAUUAAUAAUAAUGAUGAGAAUUGAGACCCUAUAACCCUUCACUGCUUGGGGGGUUAUUUUAAUGCCUGGUGUGGAAAAGUUAAUGGAAGAUGGACGUCAUCUAAAGCUGACUAAAAAUCAAUCAUCUCUUUGAAAUAAGAAUUUCAUUUCACUUUGUUACACUUAGCCCAAACCUUAACCAUCACAUCUAAAAUGCCAACAUGAAUCCUUAAAUAAUUUUUCUUGUUAAACGUGACUGAUGUCAAUGUCCUGGAAUUCUAUAAAAUGGUGAAAGAAAAACAUUUGCAUGUCCGGUACUUUGAAUCUUGAUGUAAAUACUGUACGGUCAAUAGUGCUGUGAAUCAUAAGUAGACAGUCAAUUUAAUUUGAUGGUUAUGAAUUUAUUUGGAUUCAUUAGCAUUAAAGUUUAUUGUCUGA
Molecule: messenger RNA, 1822 nt
Organism: Clarias gariepinus (North African catfish)
Lineage: Eukaryota; Metazoa; Chordata; Actinopteri; Siluriformes; Clariidae
Gene: mrpl46
Product: mitochondrial ribosomal protein L46
Exons: 4
Coding region: 9-860 (283 amino acids)
Cellular component (GO): mitochondrial large ribosomal subunit
Molecular function (GO): structural constituent of ribosome
Source: RefSeq, a predicted model, not a curated record